Messenger RNA from Onychomys torridus (southern grasshopper mouse), 1470 nucleotides. It is a transcript of the gene Gpd1l, whose product is annotated as glycerol-3-phosphate dehydrogenase 1 like. Gene Ontology annotation, cellular component: cytosol; glycerol-3-phosphate dehydrogenase (FAD) complex. Lineage: Eukaryota; Metazoa; Chordata; Mammalia; Rodentia; Cricetidae. The record is from RefSeq and is a predicted model, not a curated record. Gene Ontology annotation, molecular function: NAD binding; glycerol-3-phosphate dehydrogenase [NAD(P)+] activity; protein homodimerization activity. The transcript has 8 exons. The coding region runs from base 209 to 1264 and encodes 351 amino acids. Gene Ontology annotation, biological process: carbohydrate metabolic process; glycerol-3-phosphate catabolic process.
GUGGCCCUAGGCGCCCAGGAGGGGUGGCAGUGGCCAUUGGUGGAGAGGAGGGCGGGGCGGGGUCGCUCGGAGCGGCAACCCUAGGCGGGUCCUGGGGAGGUGAGCAGCUGGCCUGGGAGGCACUGCUCGUGCAGCAGCGAUCCAGCUUGCUGCAGUGAUCCGGCUGGGCCCUGGGAAGCAGAGUGUGCAGUAGGGACCCGGCUUGGCCAUGGCAGCGGCGCCUCUGAAAGUGUGCAUCGUGGGCUCCGGGAACUGGGGAUCAGCUGUUGCAAAAAUCAUUGGAAAUAAUGUAAAGAACCUGCAGAAGUUUGCAUCCACAGUCAAGAUGUGGGUCUUCGAAGAGACCGUUAACGGGAGGAAGCUGACCGACAUCAUCAACAAUGACCACGAAAAUGUGAAAUAUCUCCCCGGACACAAGCUGCCAGAAAAUGUGGUUGCUGUCCCAAAUCUCAGCGAGGCUGUGCAGGAUGCAGACCUGCUGGUGUUCGUCAUCCCUCACCAGUUCAUUCACAAGAUCUGCGAUGAGAUCACGGGCAGGGUGCCCAAGAAGGCCCUAGGCAUCACACUCAUCAAGGGCAUAGAUGAGGGCCCUGAAGGGCUGAAGCUCAUCUCCGACAUCAUCAGAGAGAAGAUGGGCAUUGACAUCAGUGUGCUGAUGGGGGCCAACAUCGCCAGUGAGGUGGCUGCGGAGAAGUUCUGCGAGACCACCAUUGGUAGCAAAGUGAUGCAGAACGGCCUCCUGUUCAAAGAGCUGCUGCAGACACCCAACUUCCGAAUCACUGUGGUAGAUGAUGCGGACACUGUGGAGCUUUGUGGUGCUCUAAAGAACAUUGUUGCUGUGGGAGCUGGCUUCUGCGAUGGUCUCCGCUGUGGGGACAACACCAAGGCAGCAGUCAUCCGCCUGGGACUCAUGGAAAUGAUCGCUUUCGCUAAGAUCUUUUGUAAGGGCCAGGUGUCCACGGCCACCUUCCUGGAGAGCUGCGGGGUAGCUGACCUCAUCACCACCUGCUAUGGCGGGCGGAACCGCAAGGUGGCAGAGGCUUUUGCCAGGACUGGAAAGACCAUCGAAGAGCUGGAGAAGGAGAUGCUGAAUGGGCAGAAGCUCCAGGGACCUCAGACCUCUGCCGAGGUCUACCGCAUCCUCAAGCAGAAGGGGCUGCUGGGCAAGUUUCCACUCUUCACAGCCGUGUAUCAGAUCUGCUAUGAAGGCAGGCCUGUCACAGAGAUGCUGUCCUGCCUGCAAAGCCACCCAGAGCACAUCUGAAAGGAAUCAGGCAGCCAGCAGGGAACAGCCUUGCCUGUUGUGGGGUCACCCAGAAAACCAGAGCUUGGCAGUGAGAUCCCUGCUGAACUGUACUCUGACCCUGAACACACACAGAUUGCUACAGCUUUGAUCCUCUGCUGAGAGAGCCACUUCACUGGCUAAGAUGGAGAGAGAGAGAGAGAGAGAGAGAGAGAGAGAGAGAGAGA